This is a messenger RNA of Salarias fasciatus (jewelled blenny), 3943 nucleotides long. RefSeq names its product mitochondrial calcium uniporter (gene mcu). NCBI's taxonomy places the organism in Eukaryota, Metazoa, Chordata, Actinopteri, Blenniiformes, Blenniidae. Gene Ontology annotation, biological process: calcium import into the mitochondrion; mitochondrial calcium ion homeostasis. Gene Ontology annotation, cellular component: uniplex complex. The record is from RefSeq and is a predicted model, not a curated record. The coding region runs from base 66 to 1199 and encodes 377 amino acids. The transcript has 9 exons. Gene Ontology annotation, molecular function: calcium channel activity; uniporter activity.
CUUCCCUUCGGUGCGUCUCGGUCCGCCCGCAGCAGUCUCCUUCCCGGCGAGCUUUCACUACAGAGAUGGCUGCGAAAGUGUGCAGAUCAGUACUCCUGUUGUCCCGGAGCAGCGGAGCGGUGGCCGGCAGCCUCCCCGCACUUGUUGGGUCUUCACAGCGACACCAUCAGCACAUAAGACCGCAGGAGGUACUGUCUGCUCCCCUCACCCGUCAGACUGUCAGGAGAGCACAUGGCCAACGGUCGGCGGCUCACUCGACACUCUUCACCCAGCCUCCCACUGCCCUGUCUCCACAGGUUUGGAAGGGCGCCCCCUCAUGGCAUGGCCAGAGACUGUUGUGUACCGCCGCUGCUUCAGAGGAGGUGACGGUGGUGUAUCAGAAUGGACUGCCAGUGAUCUCAGUCAGCUUGCCGUCCCGGCGAGAGCGCUGUCAGUUCACCCUCAAGCCUCUCAGCGACUGCGUCGGGGUUUUCCUGCAACAGCUCCAGGCGGAGGACAGAGGCAUCGACCGGGUAGCCAUCUACUCCUUGGACGGAGCCAGAGUUGCCUCCUCCACAGGAAUAGACAUCCUGCUGCUGGACGAUUUCAAACUUGUCAUCAAUGACACCACGCAUCUCGUGCGGCCACCUAGGAGAGAGCUGCUUCCUCACGAGGAGGCGGAGAGGUUGAACGACGUGAAGUUCCUGGUGCAGCAGCUCUACACCACGCUGCGCAUCGAGGAGCACCAGCUCAGCAAAGAGCGGGAGCUGAUCGGACGACUGGAGGACCUCAACUCUCAGCUCCGCCCCCUCGAGAAGGUGAAAGAGGAGUUGAGUAAGAAAGCCGAGCGGCGCACCACCUGGGUGCUGUGGGGCGGCAUGGCAUACAUGGCCACCCAGUUCGGCAUCCUGGCCCGGCUGACAUGGUGGGAGUACUCCUGGGACAUCAUGGAGCCGGUCACCUACUUCAUCACCUACGGCACCGCCAUGGCCAUGUAUGCCUACUUCGUUCUCACGCGUCAGGAGUACGUCUAUCCCGACGCCAGAGACCGGCAAUACCUGCUCUUCUUCCACAAGGGGGUGAAACGGACACGCUUCGACAUCGAGAAGUACAACAAGCUGAAGGACGACAUCGCCGAGGUGGAGCUGGAUCUGAAGCGUCUACGGGACCCGCUCCAGCUGCAGCUCCCGGUUCAGCAGCUCGCCAACAGUAAAGAUUGAUGGGACGAGUGACUCCCUCCUCUCACGGCUCCUGCAACGCCCCUUCUACCCCCCAACCCCCCACCAUCCUCCACCCUCCUCCUUUACCUCUCUCCCCCCUGUCCCUCCCACUCCCAAUAAUCCCCAUUCCUUCCUCAACAGUGGGAGUUAGUUUUUCUUCCUCUUUUCAUUUCCUUUGUUUUUUUUUCUUCUUCUUUUUCUUCUUUUUUUUUUCUUUCCUGACUGAAAUAACCAGUUGGAAUUGCAAAAGAUGGGGGGAAAAAAAACAAAAAAAACCCAGAUGGUGAGAAUACCAGGAACUGAAAAACCUCUCUCAGCUGAAGGAUAGAGAGCAUGAUGGGAAGAAGGAAGGAAGUCGACAAUGAUGGAAUUCAACCGGGCUCUACGGACCGGCCUGCAGGAGGCUUCAGGGGUGAAACAGGAAUCCUCCCGCCUGUAGAUACUCCAGGACCAGGAACACGAAGACAGGCAGCCGUAGUUCAGUGUGUGUGUAUGUGUGUGUGUGUGUGUGUGUGUGUCUGUGUGUGUGUCUGUGUGUGUGUGUUUGUACGGGACUUUCAGGCUAUGUUGGGACUCCGAUCCUGGCCUACUCCGCAGGUCGACACGGCCAAAUAGCCCCGAUUUCCUCUAGCAGUCAAACUGUCAACACACAUGCACGCCCACACACACGCACGCACACACGCACAUGUGCAACUGCUUUUGGCGGGCCGAGCUCCAAAGGACAACGUUUACAAGGAAGUUGUGACUGCAGUCGCUCCAUCAGGGAGCCUGAAUCCUGCUGCCGCUUCCCUCUCUGAGCCACGCCUCCUCCAGGUGACGGACAGCUGCCCCCCCCCCCCCCCCCCCCCCCCCCCGAGCCCGCCUCCGCUCGCCUCUUUUCCUCUUCCUCUGGAUGUCCUGCAAGUGGCCCGGCCUGCAAAUGAGAGUACUACCGACAACAACAUCACUGUGUGUUCUUUUAUUCCAAAAAAAACAACAAAAAAAAAAACAAUAUUUUGGCACUUUUUAUUUUGAAAGCCAUAGUAUAUUUGUUAUGAAAAAUAUAAAUAUAUAUGUAUACAAUCAAAUAAACAGAUGACCAGAGGCUAGUUUUUUUUUUCUUUCAGUGGGGGGAGGAGCUCUCUUAAACUUCAUUUCAUGGACAAACUCACUAAAGGUCCUCUUGCCAUGAAGGACCCCUGCUGAGCCUGUCACAUAUGCACACACACACACACACACACAAAAGCAUUACACUGUAUGCAUUUUACAAUCCUCAACUCUUUCAUAUGACAAACAUGAGCAAUGUAAUUUUUAUCAUCUUUUGUUCAGAGUUGGAUCCAAAGCUCUGCUGCAUGGCCGCCAAAGUGGGGGAAGCAUUGCAUCACAUCCCAUCGGGGGGAAAAAAACGGUCUCGGAUUGCAAUCGACUGUUUUCCAGCGUUGUGUAGUACCGGUGUGGAUGAUGCCAUGCUUGACCUCUGUAAUCAUCUGAUGAAUGCAAAGAUUGCUGCAGAAAUCCUAAGCAUAAUGACAGGGUUAAAAUGAGAGGUCAUUCAAACCUGCAGGCAUGUUGAACUUUCGUAUUUUUGAUGAACUUGAAUGACUUCUGAGGGAAACAAAACAAGCAGAUUUACUAACUCGCCUGCAGCUCAGUCGCUUUUUUGUCAAAAUAUUCAUGUUCUCAUUUCAGUCUAAAAAAACCAAGUCCGUUUUGGUUUGUCAAGUUUGUAUAGAGAACACCAGAAAAGAGUGUCAUGGCAAGUUGGUCUUUAAUUUUAUUAUUUGUUUGUUAAUUUUAUUCAACAUCCUGAAUAAAGCCAGAGUUUUCUCCUCCCACUGCUGCUGUAAUGCCCCGCCCCCCCCUGCUCCCUCGAUGGCAAGGCAGGGUAGACUGCAUGCUGUGGUAUGCCCUCAGUAGAAACUUUGUGAAUGUGUAGGAGCAUUAUUGCAAUUUUGUACUCAAUUGGACACUUUUCUUUGCCACAUCGAGCUGAAGUCUCAUCUACAUUUAGCUUGAGUCUCACCCCCUCCCCGUCAAAUCAAAGGUUAUAGAAGCCAUAUUAUUUGUUUUGGAGUUUUUUUUUUUAAGUCCUCCUUUUUUUGUCCUGAUUUUCUGGUCCAACACUCAACAGAUCCUCGUCAGCUUUCCAUCACUUCCUGUUCAGGGUGAGGAUUGGCGGCCCUCUCUCUCCAGCCCUCCACGUUUAUCUCAUUAAAUGAAACUGUAGGAUCGAGGGGAAGCACGGUGACCCCUGACCCCCCGUCGUGUGUGAACCGUUGACUCAAUCCUACCGGUGGAGAUUGUUGUGUUUAACUGAAGAUUUUAUAUCAAAAUGCAUGAGUUUAAGGUCAAAUCAAAGGUUAGCCAUGCGAAUCUCCUGGUAGGGUUUGGUCUGAUCUGUCAGUGUGUGUGUUGGUGUGUAUUAUCUCGAAGAAAAUCUGUGCCUUUAUGGAUGCGUUAAACUCUGCUCUUCUGUUAAAUUCUACGGAGGCCCCUUUACACACCAUGACACACACACACACACACACACACACAACUGUUUCCUUCGAGAUGUGCUGCAGAGGGCGAGAGAAUCCAGUCCUCCUCUGCUGUUCUUACUCCUCCGUCCCAUCAUCACCUCCUCCUGCUCCUUUUACUCAUGCCAUCAACCGUCUAUUGCCUUUUUUUUUUUCUUUAUUUUUUAGAAAUAAACUAUAUCAAAUAUAGGGAAACUUUAUUCUAAAGAGGGUGUUGCAUGAAUGUAUGUUUACAUGGGAAAUUAUAUU